AUAAAUAUAAAAAACUGAACUUCAAAACAUAAUAUUAUUAAAAAUCGUGUUGAAGACAACAAAUCACAACAAAAUGAAGACUUUUGCAGUUUGCUUCCUUCUCGCCGCGUUCGUUGCCUUCGUCCACGGUGUUCCCAGUGAAGCUGACCAGGAGGAGGGAAUCGUUGUACUCCCACAAUUCGUGGCACAGCCAGGUCCAGAAGUAAUGGCAGAUGUCCCAGAAGUGUCACCUCGCUCCUGUGUCCAGAGCUCCUGCAACGCGCGCUGCAGAGCAAUGGGCUACCGAUUUGGCAGCUGCAGUGGAACUAGAUGCAACUGUUUCAUUUAGUCAUCGGGAUUUGUCAUAAGGGAGUUUUAAGCAUUUUUUUACAUUAAAAUUUUUCGUCAUUUAAAUUGGUGAAAUAAUCUUUAUAAUUGCAAAGUUCAUUUUCAAAAUAUUAUGUAAAUAACAUUUAGAAUUA
Aricia agestis (brown argus) is the source of this 461-nucleotide messenger RNA. RefSeq lists its product as uncharacterized. The record is from RefSeq and is a predicted model, not a curated record. The transcript has 2 exons. Lineage: Eukaryota; Metazoa; Arthropoda; Insecta; Lepidoptera; Lycaenidae. Bases 74 to 328 code for a protein of 84 amino acids.